This is a messenger RNA of Thamnophis sirtalis, 2824 nucleotides long. NCBI's taxonomy places the organism in Eukaryota, Metazoa, Chordata, Lepidosauria, Squamata, Natricidae. The record is from RefSeq and is a predicted model, not a curated record.
AGUCUGAUCACAGGGAUUCUUCCUUCUUUAGGGUCCUGUGUCCUUUGGAGAGGUGGCCAUCCAUUUCAACAAUGAAGAAUGGUUGCUGCUUGAUCUCAGCCAGAAAGACCUGUAUCAAGAAGUCAUGUUGGAAACAUCUAGGAUGGUGGCUUCUUUAGCAUUUGAUGUGCAGAAGGGAAAUGACCGAGAGAGGAAUUUAGUGCCAUUGCAAAUAAUCAAAACUGAAAUUCCUGAGGAGACCUCUUCAAAUAAGCGGGGAAGGAAGAAACAUGAAAAAAAGUACAAUUUGAAAGAAAAAUCUCUUGAAUGUGUGGGAAUGGAUCGCUUCCUGACCCAACGUGAUUCCAAAGAAAAUACGGGGAAAUGUCACAGUAGAAAAAGAUUCAGAUCAAAUCCCAAUGUUAGUAACUGCAAAACUGGAGAAGGCUCUAACAGAAAUAAUCUUACUUCACAUAAAGUGAUCCAGGCAAGGGAGAAGCCCUGCAACAGUGUGGAUUGUGAAAAAAGUGUUGGGUGGAGAGGUAAUUUAACUUCUCAUAAAAAGAUCCACACUAGAGAAAAGCUCUAUAAGUGCCUGGAGUGUGGAAAGAGCUUCAAGUAUAAAGCCUAUCUGAAAUCCCACAAAAGGAUCCAUUCUGGGGCAAAACCUUAUAAAUGUUUGGAUUGUGGAAAAAGGUUCAAUGUAAAGAGUUCUCUUACUACUCAUAACCGGAUCCACACAGGGGAAAGACCCUUUAAAUGCAUACAGUGUGGGAAGAGCUUCAGAACUAGUAGUUAUUUGAUGUGCCACAAAAGGAUCCAUAUAGGGAGAAAACCUUUCAAAUGUGUGGAUUGUGGGAAAAGGUUCAAUGUAAAGAGUUCCCUUACAUCUCACCAAAGGAUACAUACUGGAGAAAAACCCUUUAAAUGUAUGGAAUGUGGGAAAAACUUCAGAUGUAGUAUUCAUUUUACUAGGCAUACAUUGAUCCAUGUGGGAGAGAAACCCUUUAAAUGCAUAGAGUGUGGGAAGAGCUUUAGGCAGAGUGGUGGUCUUGCCUCCCAUAAAUUGAUCCAUGCGGGAGAGAAACCUUUUAAAUGCAUAGAGUGUGGGAAGAGCUUUAGGCAGAGUGGUGGUCUUGCCUCCCAUAAAUUGAUCCAUGCGGGAGAGAAACCCUUUAAAUGCAUAGAGUGUGGAAAGAGCUUUAGGCAAAGAGAUGGCCUUCCUUCUCAUCAAAGGAUUCAUACGGGAGAGAAACCUUAUAAGUGUAUAGAGUGUGGAAAGACCUACAGAAAUACAAAUCAACUGACAUCUCACAAAAGGAUGCAUUCAAGUGAAAAUUCUUAUAAAGGCACAGAGUGUGGAAAACAUUUCAGGACAAGCAAUUUCCUUGCUGCUCAUAAACAAGUCCAUACAGAAGAGAAACCCUAUAAAUGUCUAGACUGUGGGAAGGGCUUCUGUGAAAGCAGUGGCCUUGCUUCCCAUAAACGUGUCCACACAGGAGAAAAACCCUAUAAAUGCAUGGAGUGUGGAAAGAGCUUCAGUGUAAAGUGUACUCUGACUUCUCAUAAACGGAUCCACACAGGAGAAAAACCAUAUAAAUGCCUAGACUGUGGGAAGGGCUUCAGUGAAAGCAGUGGCCUUGCUUCCCAUAAACGUGUCCACACAGGAGAAAAACCCUAUAAAUGCAUGGAGUGUGGAAAGUGCUUCAGUGUAAGGAGUGCUCUAAUUUCUCAUAAACGGAUCCACACAGGAGAAAAACCCUAUAAAUGUCUAGACUGUGGAAAGGGCUUCAGCCAAAGCAGUACCCUUGCUUCCCAUAAACUGGUCCACACAGCAGAAAAACCCUAUAAAUGCAUGGAAUGUGGAAACAGCUAUAAAAGCAGUACUUAUCUGAACCUCCAUAAACGGCUCCACACAGGAGAGAAACCCUAUACAUGCCUAGAGUGUGGAAAGACCUUCAGUGUAAAAAGUGCUCUUACUUCACAUGAAAGGAUCCACACAGGAGAGAAACCCUAUAAAUGUUUAGAAUGUGGGAAGAGCUUCAGCCAAAGCAAUCAACUUAUUUUACAUAACAGGAUCCAUACAGGGGAAAAACCUUAUAAGUGCACAGACUGUGGAAAGACCUUUGCUACCAGUGGCAAUCUGACUUACCAUAAAAGGUCCCACACAGGAGAGAAACCCUAUAAAUGCCUAGAAUGUGGAAAGAGCUUCAGUGAUAAACGCUACCUUACUUCCCAUGACAGUAUCCACACAGAACAGAAAUCAUAUGCAUGCAAUGAAUGUGGGAAGUGUUUGAGUACAAGCAGGUCCCUUACUUACCACAUUCGUAGCCACUCGCCGAAAAAAUUGCACCCAUGCACAGAAUGUGGGAAAAGCUUCAGAUUAAAAAGUCACCUUACUUCUCAUAAGAGGAUCCACACAGGGGGGAAGUAGAAAUGAAUGGAAUGCAGAAGGAGUUUUUAUGAAAACAGGAUGCUUUUCAAGAAAGAAUCCACAGAGGGCAGCAAAAUAUCUUAUGGGAAGCAAUCAACUUAUUUCCCUUAUAAUAUGACCCAUAACGGGAUGGGAGGGAGAUCCCUUUAGGGACUGAAGUGUCCUUAAUUUGUGUAAACUUGUUCACUGUGGUGUGAAACCAUCUAAAGAUAUGGAGUGUAAAAAGAAUAUCUUUGGAAAAAUGUUGUGGGGAACAGUCUUCAUUUCAUAGUAUCACCAGGGAUGGGUUGCUGCCGGUGUUCCUGCCCAUUUGCUUCACACACACUUUGCUUGUUCAUGCGCAGUUGCCUGUAAAUUGUUCUGCACAUGCGCAGAACAUUAUAAAAUGACUAAAAAAAACCUGCUGACAAC